AAAGCUAUUAUUGUACUAUAGUUAUCUCUCCCUAUCUCUCCUUAUCUUUCUCCCGCAACAAGAUUGCUACUUAGAUAGUUGUUGCUAUUAUUAUUCAUAUUGCUGUAAUUAUCAUUAAUGUUUUCCGGUGUUUUUUGAAAUCGUUUUCACCAAAAUGGGCGAGGAGGAAAAACGGUAUUUGGACUUAUCGCCGCUUCAUAACGAUUCUGGUACUGCUAAUGGUGAUGCUGAUGGCAUUGACUGCUGCUGCUGCUGCUGCUGCUGUUGUUAUUAUUGUUGUUGUUAUAACGGUUAUCGCUAGACAUUUUGCGAAAUGAAGAUAUAAUGACUUGCUGGAACGAAUAGAUCUUGGCUCAGACGGUUCUUGCUGGCUGGCUUGCGCCAGUUGGCUGUUAGUGCACGUAGUAACUCUUCGCUCUCUCCCCAUCAUUCAAAACGAUAAUGACCUGAGGAGGAUUUCAUUUUCCGUCAGAUAGUUUGGCCAAAAACGGCCGAAGCAAUGCGAAUAACGGUCAUAGCAAUACUAGCAGAACGGAUAAUGCGUACGGCGCUGUAAUCGUUCUACAAGAAGAAUUUUCGUUGUCGUCUAGUAGAUCAGUGGCGGAGAUCUCAGCAGAUCUUCCGAGACAAGCUUCCGCGCGUUUGGCCGCUAUGAGCCGGAUGAGUCUCCGUUUGAGCCUGCGUCAUCACGAUUAUUGUGGCAACUUUCGCCUCGUCUUGCCCAACCAUCAAGGGAAAUCCGUUCGAUAUUCGUCGAUGGCAACGCCCUAUUGGAUAGAUUUUUGUUGCCAUUGAUGACACCCAAUCUCUCUCAAUAAAUGUGAAAUUUACCUUCUUUUUUUGCUCGCUUCAUUUUAAAAAGAGUAACGCAGUAUUUCAAAGGUAUUUCCGUUGUGUAGUACCUGGGAUGGCUUAACGUUGCGUAGCAAAUUCGGUUAGUGAUUUUCAACAACUUCUUAUUCUGUUAAUCGGUCGACAUCCUUUGGGUGUCGAGAGCGAAGCACCCUGGGGAACACUGCGUCCUUCUGAGAAUAUACAAGUUUGACUUUUCUGCUCUGUUGUUUGGAUCAUAUUCCGCUGUCAAGUAUCAAGGAAAUCAGUGCGUCCAUACCGAUGUAACAACAGCAGGUAAUGUCUCGUGAACACGUUGUUAUGGGCUCUUCAAGUCGGUCAGACCGUAUUCCAUCAUUUUACAGUGUUGGCUUUCGGUAGGAAGUGCUGCUUUAUCCGGCUGCACUUCUAAUAUAUGAAUAUGUGUAAAUGUGUUAGUCUAUGUGGCGUGUGAAAACUUGUCGGGCUAUCAGUGCAGCUGAAUCGUGUACAAGCAGUUUUUGGAUCACUUCUGCGAUGAGUAGGUAAGCUCUGGUGACAAAAUUACGUUAUGCCAGGUAACACCCAAUGGCAAAAAUAAGCGCAACUGGGUUUAAUUUGAACAGCCAGCCUGCAGUAGUAGAGUAUCAACAGCAAAAGCGCCACUAUCAGACGAUUCAACCACUGAGACGGCUGAACGACGUCAAGAGGACGGAUCAGUGUGCUACAAUUAACGGACGUCAGCAACGGCUGCAGUCCCGACCAUCACAUUUCGGUGGUGACGUGCAAGAAGAAACGCCCGUCACCUGAUCGCAGAUGAAUGCGACGAGAGACACAGGGCUACUACGUAGCGUUCUGGUAACACAGUAGCCAUACAUGGUGGCGCGAAGUCAAAGCGUCUAGCGAACUAGCAGCUAACGCUCAGUCGUUUCUUUCUGUGCUGUUUUUUCAAUACGAGACCUUGUAAGAAGCUUCGACAGUAACGUGGCGGUGGCUUCCCGAAAAAAUGCCCUGUUUAGUGGACUGAGGGCAAUAGUUUGAUUCGAUCCAAGGCGCGUACUUACGACCUGGCGCGCUCGUCGCAAAGACACGCCAGCAUAAGUAAACACCUGUAUUGAUGCACCUUAUCGUCCGAAGUGUCGUAGCCGGUUUGAAUAUGAGCCGCGGUCGUUUAACAUCGCUAUUGAUGUUGUUGCUGCAUGAUGAUUAUUGGUCACAUUGAUUUGUAAUGGCCUAUAAUGUGCUAGAUUUCUAAAAUCAACGGAGUCAGAGGAAGAUCUAUAUACGACGCUGCUAUUGUCAUAUAUAACCCAGAAUUGUACUGUCCAAUUCUUAUCUAGCCCUUACUGUGUUGUCCUGAAUUCAUCGUCAGGUGACGGAUUCAAUCGAUCGAAACCGUUAACAUUUACGAUAGGUGAGAACAAUUCAAUAAGUGUGUAUCCCUCAAGGUAUCUACGCAUGCAUGCGAAAAGUUGUGGUCGGAUCGACAAGUGUUGUGAAAGUGUAUUAAAGAGUAUAUUGUCGAUCGAUCUAUUGUAUUUGAGAAAACAGUAUGGCUCGAGGUGUCGACGACUCUAAACAAAGAACUCCACAAACAAAGAUAUAUCGUGUUUCAGGCACAACAAUGUCGAAGUUCGUGACAUCAAUAUUACAUACCCCUCGUCUGUCCAGAUCGCCUCUUCUCGGCCGUAAGCGGGACAAAUCGGCAGGUGACCUUACGCCAUGUUUCACUCCUGGUUUUAUGACACCGCUAACCUUUGACGACUCCAAAAACGAGGAAGUGAAGGGUGGUCAGUGCGAGGAUGGCUCCGGUGGUAACAAUUCGGUGAACAAACUUCUCACAGCCACGGCAGCUCUUUUGCACCAACACAAAGAAAAACAGGACAAACAAGAAAAACAGGACCGCGACCGUGUUGAACGGGAACGUAUUGACAAACGUGAGCGUGAGGAGCGCAAUGAACGAGAUCGAGUGAGACGGACCCGCGAAGCUUGGCCCGCUGAUAAAGAUGCCUACGAACUCGGCGAGAUUAUUGGCAUUGGAGCUACCGCCGUUGUGCACGCGGCCUUCUGUCGGCCUCGGGGUGAGCGAUGUGCGAUUAAGCGUAUUAACCUCGAGAAAUGCAACACCUCAAUGGACGAACUGUUGAAAGAGAUCCAAGCAAUGCGAGCGUGCAGUCAUCCCAAUGUUGUUUCUUACUAUACCUCAUUCGUUGUAGGCGAUGAACUAUGGCUAGUGAUCAAGCUUUUAGCUGGCGGCAGUCUUCUCGAUAUCAUCAAGCAUCAAAUGAAGGCUGAGGACUGCACACAUGGAGUGUUCGACGAAGCUACCAUUGCCACUGUACUUCGCGAAGUACUGAAAGGCCUGGAGUACUUCCAUCAUAACGGACAAAUCCACCGAGACAUCAAGGCUGGCAAUAUCCUGCUAGGUGAGGAUGGCACCGUACAAAUUGCCGACUUCGGUGUAUCUGCAUGGAUUAAUACUGAUUCAUUCUGCCGCACGAAAUCUCGACACACGUUUGUGGGUACUCCAUGUUGGAUGGCACCUGAAGUUAUGGAACAAGUUACGGGAUAUGACCAUAAAGCGGAUAUCUGGAGCGUAGGUAUAACCGCGCUCGAACUCAUCACUGGCUCCGCUCCUUACGCCAAAUACCCGCCAAUGAAGGUUCUUAUGCUCACCUUACAAAACGAUCCACCGAGUCUCGACACUAUCGCUUCAGAUAAAGACCAAUAUAAGACGUAUGGCAAGACAAUCCGAAAAAUGAUCACUGAUUGUCUGCAGAAGGACCCGGACAAGCGGCCGACCGCGUCUGAAUUACUACGUCAUCCGUUUUUCAAGAAGGCUAAGGACAAGCGAUACCUAACGCAAGCGCUGCUUCUCUGCACCCCCGGUAUGAACCAGCGAGCACAAAAGCUACGAAGAUCACGCCGAGGCAGUGAAGCAUUUGCCCUCAAGUACGCAAGCCAUAGACGGGGCUCCGUGAAUCCUGACACAGGUGAUUGGGUCUGGUCCGAAGAAGAGGAAAUUGAGGACAUUACUGAAGGAGAUUCGGAAGAUUCCGACGACAGUGACACACCAUUGCAUGUCGCUUCUCCGGAAGAAAAAGCUCUUAGGCAGAAGGCCAUUGAAAUGGCUAAUCGAGAAAACACCUCGUCAUCGGACGAAGAAAGCGAGCACGCGCGUCUUAGGGAUCAUGCGACUAUAGAAAGACGUCGCGCCGACCGAGCCGCUGCGAGGCAGAUCGCAACCGCCGCCGGCAUCAAUAAUAGCAGCCUCAAUAAGACAACACAAGAAAGCGGCAAUGGCAAAAGGAAAAAGCAAAUUCCUGAACAAACGGAGCACACUGUAGUCGACGUGCCAAAAAUUGUUGUCAAUGAUGAAGCCGAACUCAAUCUUGCUCUUCGGAUUCGUAACAAACGAAAGGAGUUAAAUGAUAUUAAAUUCCAAUUUCUCAAGUCGCGUGACAGCCCUCAAGAAUUAGCAGCUGAAUUGGUUGGCGCAGGCCUGGUUCCUGAUCAGGAUCAAGAUGUUGUAUUGCAAAGCCUCCAGAAAUUGGUAGAGGACCCUCAACAGGGGAAGUCAAUUGUGUUCCCUCUGGCACCCUCUGAUGCAUGGCCUGAGCCCGAUCAACAGCGCCUUGUAGGCUACGCACAGAUUAAGAUUAUUGGAUGAGCGUUUGCCGCAUUGCCACAGCAGCUUUGAGGGUAUGAAUAAUUUGGCCACCUCUUUUUUUGAAAUAACUUAUGAUAUUCCGCCAUAAUACGUAAUCUCUAGCUGCAACAAUUUAAGUUACGUCGCCCAGAAACGUACAAAAAUUCGUUAAAAACGGCAAGAUUUGACAAGUCACAGCAUAAUGGAUAACAAUUUGUUGGGUUGUGUGCAGAAAUCGCAAUAUAUGCUACUUAUUGGAAAAACAGCUUGAAAUUGGCAUUAAUAGCACAAGUGUUUAUUCUCAAAAUAACUUAAACGCCUAUUUAUAUUUGUACUACGCACUUUUGAGACAGCACCAGGAAUUGUAUCUGUCAAACAAAAGUUGAUCCGUAUUACAUAAGCGAUGCCUCGCGAAUGUUGCCCUGACCUGAUCUAUACAUAAAUGGAUCACAUGAAAACAUCGUGGCAUAUCAUUGUUCUAUAAAUGUUAUAUCUAUGCAUUUAUUUGAGUAAAACUAGAUCAAAGUGUGGCCACGACAAGAAGAGGAUUGAGGGUAACUAAAUACAAUGAACAAAAUUUACUGUCGAUGACUAAUGAGAUUACUUUUGAUGUCAACCCAACACGUUUGUUUUAUUCAAUCUGAUAUUUCGCUUAGUUUCUAUAUAUACACGAUUUUUCUAUGACAAAACCCAUGUCAUACGUGUCGUGCUGCUGGCGAACGUUGAAAGCUCUUUAUCCAUCAUAAACUUCACAACUUCCAUUGUAGCAAACUAUGAACCAAGGCGAAAAAAUCGAUUACUUGCUUGCAUCAAGUCACUGAGAUGUCAACGUGUGCCUUUAUUGACAUUUUUUGGGAGUUGAUAUUUGAUUUGUAUACUGUCAAUGAAAUCUACGUCCCAUUUGGUGAUGGUGGUAAAAGUUCAUAUGUUUCAUGUGAUGAUAUUAGAUGAAUAUAAUUUUAAAAAAGUAACUGCUAUCGAUAGUAUGUAUUUAGAGCUAUCUUUAGGCAGUUUGACGUAAAGCUUCGCCCAGCGGCAUUAUGAAAAGCUAUACUUGUGAGAAAUGUGUUGUCAAAUAUGUUGAAAAUAAAUUAUAUCUGUUCG
Messenger RNA from Varroa destructor (honeybee mite), 5563 nucleotides. Its product is annotated as serine/threonine-protein kinase OSR1-like. The record is from RefSeq and is a predicted model, not a curated record. Lineage: Eukaryota; Metazoa; Arthropoda; Arachnida; Mesostigmata; Varroidae. Gene Ontology annotation, biological process: protein phosphorylation. Gene Ontology annotation, molecular function: protein serine/threonine kinase activity; ATP binding. Gene Ontology annotation, cellular component: cytoplasm.